Dictyostelium discoideum AX4 is the source of this 1146-nucleotide messenger RNA. RefSeq lists its product as hypothetical. Bases 1 to 1146 code for a protein of 381 amino acids. The transcript has a single exon. Lineage: Eukaryota; Evosea; Eumycetozoa; Dictyosteliales; Dictyosteliaceae. The record is from RefSeq and is a predicted model, not a curated record.
AUGAAUGAUGAAUAUUAUGAUAGUUUAAAUAAUAAAAUUCAAAAAAAGAAUGAAAUUAAUUUUAAAGAAAAUAUUGAAAUUUUAAAAAGAAUUAAAGAGAAUAUAAAAGAUUCAGAAAAGAUUAUAAAUGUUGUAAUUAAUGAAAAAACCAAUACAGUUGUUUAUUUAAUUGGUACAAUUCAUGUUUCACAACAAUCAUGUGAAGAUAUUAAAACUUUAUUAUCAAUUGUUGAACCUGAUACAAUAUUCAUUGAAUUAUCAAAUGAAAGAGCACCAUUAUUAACAUCAACUGAAGAUCAAAUUAUUAGUCAACUUUUAAAAAAACCAAAUAUAAAUUGGUUUACAACAAAAUUAUCAGAUUUUUAUUUAUCAAUUCAUCAAAAUUUUUAUUAUUAUACAACUAAAAUUUCAAUGAAUAAUAAAUUUUUAAAAAAUCAAAUUGGCAAUAAUGUUAAUAAUGAAAAUAAUAAACCAUAUAUUUAUGGUAAUGAAUUUAGAAUUGGAUAUCAAUAUUCAAAAUUAAAUAAAUGUUCAGUUUUAUUAGGUGAUAGAAAUUUUAAAUCAUCUUGGAAUAGAAUUUUUAAUUAUUUAGAUUUAAAAACUAUUUUAGAAUUGGGUGGAUAUGGUGUAAAAACAUUUUUUAAAAUUUAUAAUCAACCAAUUGAUGAAAUUAGAGAAGAAUAUUAUAAAUCAGUUAAUGAAUUGAUUGAUGCAUCUUGGAAAAGUGAUAUUUGGAGAAGAGAUUUACCAAUGGCCGUUCAACGUGGUUUGAUCGAUGAAAGGGACCAAUUUAUGGCAAGUUGUAUUAGAGAUGCACCACAUUCCAAAAGAAUGGUUGCAAUCGUUGGUAAAGGCCAUAUAAAAGGUAUUUCAAAUCAUAUAAAUGAUAAAGAGGAAGGAUUCUAUAUUCGUAGUGAUUUAGAGGGUUUUCAAGAACCUACUUUACUUUCAAAAUAUUCUUAUCCAAUCCUAAUGCCAUCAUUAUUAUUAUUACCACCAACUUUAUCAAUUUACUCUUUUCAUCGUUUUAUUAAACCUUUAUCAAAACCAAAAUUCACUUUAGCUCUAUUAUCAACUUUAUCAAUUGAAUUAUUUUCAAUAAAAUAUUUAAUUUCAAAUUUUGAAAAUAAAUUAGAAAAAUUAUAA